This is a messenger RNA of Xiphophorus couchianus (Monterrey platyfish), 2412 nucleotides long. RefSeq lists its product as uncharacterized. Gene Ontology annotation, molecular function: cytokine activity. The transcript has 4 exons. The record is from RefSeq and is a predicted model, not a curated record. The coding region runs from base 786 to 1433 and encodes 215 amino acids. NCBI's taxonomy places the organism in Eukaryota, Metazoa, Chordata, Actinopteri, Cyprinodontiformes, Poeciliidae. Gene Ontology annotation, biological process: positive regulation of tyrosine phosphorylation of STAT protein; cell surface receptor signaling pathway. Gene Ontology annotation, cellular component: extracellular region.
UGUGUAUUAACAAUUUAAUGGAAAUGUUUUGCUUGUUUAUAUUAGAGGCCCUGAGUGUCUGACCCAGAUAUUACACCUGUAUAUUUAUUGUCUAUGUAAGCCACUGAUUGCUGUUUGUUUACUUGAUCUUCAAUGAACUAUACUCUUAUCAACUAUAAACUAUUAAUCAAUUACUGAUACACAGCAGAGAAAUGGGAGGCUUCAUCAUGCAUUGUGUGACAGAUACACUGAGUCAUUUAGCCUCAACACAUGAUGCAAUUACAUAAAAAGACUAGCAUAAAUGGGAAUAUUGGCUUUUUCCUUCUCAACAGCAAAGUUCAGCAGAACUGCAGGACAGAAAUAGGAACGUUACGUUUUGCAAUCUGACUUCAUCUUUUUUGCCUGCAACAUCCUUCCUUAGUGGGGUCUGCUGCCUGCAGGCUGCCUUGCAGCGCUAAAAGAAGGCCUAAAUACUUCCUUCCACAUUGAAAGUGUUUAGAGGAAUUGGGACACUUCUGUUUUAUGUGUUUGUGCAACUCCGCCAGAAACAGUGGUAUUGAAUUGCAUAAGAAAUGAAGUGUAUACUUGGUAAGCAGAUGUCUGGGGAAAGACUAAAGUUGUGGUGUGGAAUUUCUUUCAGAAAUAUUUGAAAACUCCCGUAAAUGUGCAAAGUAACAUCUGUUUUAUUUUCUAUAUUUGGCAGCGGUGGCUCAAAUCCAGCUGCAUGAUCUGGAUCAGUGUUGUCCAACUUUGAUAAUCUUUUUAAGAAAAUGUAAUCUCUCAAACGUGAUUUUAGCUUGCAACACAUGAAUCCCCUGUGUCUGUUCCAGAUGCCCAGUUGGUGCGCUUUCUUCCUUCUUUGGUGCAUAAUGAGCUGCGUGGAAUCUGCUCCUUCAUCGCCAUUUGUCCAGAAAAAUAAAUACAAGAACUCAUUUCGUCUCACAAGAUCCACGCGAACCAGGGUUCAGAACCUUCUGAAGAAAUAUAAGGAGCAGCAGAUGGGAAACGUACAUUUCGAGGACCGAAGCCACCGCUUGAGAGAUCUGCCUUUGCUUUCCACCGACUUCAGCAACUGGCUUCAGCUGUCGGACUGGGACCGUCUAGACGGCGCGUUCAGGGACAUCCAGUCCUACUGGAGCAUGCUGGAGAGGAAAAGGAAGCAGCUGGAGAAGGAGCAGAACACACAAAGGACGGCAGCCAGUUUGCUUCAGAGCAUCAAACACAUUCAGCUGGAUUUACGGGACCUGAUGAGCCAAGUCAGCAGUCAGAUGAGAGUUGUAAGGAGUUCCUGGGUCAGACCGACGCCUGCUGCAACGCUCCAGAACCGACAGAGGAGCUCCAGAACCGUGUGGGAAUGCACAGUGGAGGGCUACAUCAUUCUCAGGGACUUAAACCUUUACCUCACCAAACUAGCAAGGGACUUUCUUCUGCUGGCCUCCAAGACACACUUGUGACACAAAAGACUGCUUAGACAGAAGACUUAGGACAAAAACUGAACCAUCAGCCCACAGCUAUGGGAUUAACAGCUGUAUAACGUUAAUCUGAACAUUGGAUUACUUUUUUUUCAAUGAUGUACUUCUGAAUAUCCCAGGGCUUUUUGGGGGUAUUUCCCAAAGUUUCUAUCUGUCCUCUAAUUGGAUGUUAGACACAUGUCUCCAACAGACGUCCCAACAUCCUGUUUUUCCGCCGCCUCAGUCUUCAGGACUUUCCAAAGAAGUAUUUGCUAUUUAUUAUUAUUAUAAUAUUUAUUAAUGUGCUAUUUAUUUUUAAAGUGGUUUAUUUGAACAUUUCAUGAGUAGAGAAAUAGAGUUUUACAGAACGUAUUUUGUACUGAACAGUGUUGCUGAAGAGUUUCAAUAAAUGAACUGAGAAAAACAGUGAAGACUUCAUGUUUCUAACACUUAAAUAGUUAAUAGUAGUUGCUGUAAGUCAAUGUAUAACAUAAGACAUGUUUCAUACUUUCAGGCAGCUCCAAACCAACAGCUAUGAAAGGUUUGGAGUCAGAGUCCUUCAGUCUUGGUUAUAGCGUCUGAUCUGACAUUUGAGUAAAGGGUCAUUUCACUACUUUAAAAAAAUCUAGACGAAAGUUGCUCAGCUCAAGUUCAAGAUCUAAAAACAAUUAAAAUGGUCAAAACUCGGUUCAAUUAUUACACAUAAGGUUCUGAUUUGAGACACUUGUAUUUAAAUUAUUUAUUGAUGCAACAAAGCAUUGGCAAGUUACCGGUACCAAGAUAUUGAUUUUUAAAGAGAUGCUCCAGCAUUUUGAAGUGCUUUAUUGAGAGAAAAUUAUCAGAGUUUUAUUUAGCAUUUUGUAGUGUUGACCCUCCCUUCCCACACAUCUUUCUUGAUUACAAGAAAGGCAAAUUUGGCUGCUUGAAAGUAAUUCUGGUUUUGAAAAAAACAUCGAUAAAUGCUAUAUAUUGUGAAAACUAU